CCGGUACCAUACCCUACCCCGGAUGUUGGGAGCUCACUGAGCCUUCAAGACCUCAGCUUAAUUGACAUAUCGGGAAACUCGUCGCUACCAUUCUUGCAGUUGUUUCUGCAUAUCAUCGGGGUUCUUGUCCAUCUCCAGCGCCGCCUUUCUUGCCGACACCGGUACUCCGCACCUGGGCGUCGAUAGCUACAGCUCUCGUAACCGACAAUUUAAAAAGCCUACGCCGCUGUUGCCCGGUCUCUACGGAUUUAUUUACGCGUCUCGCUUCAACUAUUUGGUACCUGCUCAUCUUUAUUGUUACGCGCAUAUAGGAUCAUGGGCCCGACAGAUCGUCUCAAGCAACUAGCUUCACAGUUCAUAUCGGCCAAGCCAGUCCCUGGCCCACCUCCAAUUCACCCCGGCGACAGCCAUGAGUACCACCAUCGCCAUAACUUCCACACCUUGAGUCCCACGUCCUUCCUUUAUCGAGCCGCGCAAAUUGAACCCCAUGCGACAGCCAUCUACCACAAGACUGCCAACGGCAAGAUCUUGAGACGAUCUUACGAAGAAACUGCUAAUCGCGCGAGAGGACUGGCAUACUAUCUGCGCAAGUAUGGCUACAAGAGAGUGGGGAUCCUAGCCACAAAUACACCGGCUUUCCUUGAGGCUAUCUUUGGUAUCGCAGCUGCUGGGGCAGUCAAUGUUGCGAUCAAUUAUCGUCUAAAGCCAGAUGAUAUCAGCUACAUCUUUCAGCAUGCAGAUGUCGACAUGAUUAUCGCCGACUUCGAGUUCGUCAAAAUCCUUGAUGACUACAGGAAGGAGAGACCGAACGUACCGAUCUUAGUCGAUACAGAUAUGGACGCGACGGAAGGCGAGCUGUCUGGGCCGUUCGAUGACGCCGUUCUGGAGGGACUGAAGUACGAUAUCGCGACCGGAAGCAAAGGCUGGGCAGAGCUGCAAUCACAAGCACCAGAUGAAGAGGAGGUCUUUGCCUUGGCGUACACGUCUGGUACAACCGCACGACCUAAGGGUGUCGAGUACACACAUCGGGGCGUCUACCUUGCCGCGUUGGGCAACAUCAUCGAGUCCGGUCUCAACUACCACAAAGGCCGCGCGAAAUACCUGUGGACUCUGCCGAUGUUCCAUGCGACAGGCUGGACAUUCCCCUGGAGCGUGACCGCAGUACGGGGAACCCACUACUGCCUCCGCAAGAUCGAUUACCCCGAGAUCUGGCGCCUACUCAAGGAUGAAGGCGUCACCCAUUUCAACGCAGCGCCCACCGUCAACACGCUCCUCUGUGCCGCGAAGGAAGCUGAGAAGUUGCCUCAACAAGUCCGAGUCACAGUCGCAGCAAGCCCGCCGUCAGCCUGGCUCUUCGAGCAGAUGACCAAUUUGAACUUGCACCCAGUCCACGUCUACGGUCUCACCGAGACCUACGGCCCUAUCACCAAGGGCUACCACAUGCCCGAAUGGGAGGAGUUGCCCGAGAAAGAUAAAUACGCGAAGAUGGCUCGACAGGGCCACGGAUUCGUCACCGGCCUGCCUUGUAGAGUCAUCAAGACAGAGCAGGAAGAAGGCGUGCUCAUCAACGUCGAGAAGAAUGGCCAGGAGAUUGGCGAGAUCGUGUUCGAAGGCAACAUCUGCGCGAAGGGGUACUACAAAGACGCGGAAGCGACGAAGAAGUUAUGGGCAGGUGGUGUGAACCACACGGGGGAUUUAGCGGUCUGGCACCCAGACGGUGCGAUUCAGAUCCUGGACCGCGCGAAAGACAUCAUCAUCUCAGGUGGCGAGAACAUCUCUUCCGUAGCCCUCGAAGGCAUGCUCGCAGCACAUCCCUCCGUCCUCGAAGUCGGCGUCUGCGCCGUCGCAGACUCGCACUGGGGCGAGCGACCCAAAGCGUUCGUCACCACCAAAGACGGCACGAAUAGCGAGUCGCUGGGUGACGAAAUGAUCCAGUGGGCCAAGGAGCAGAGCAAUAUCAGCAGGUUCAUGGUGCCGCGGGAGGUAGUGGUUGUGAAGGAGUUGCCGAAAACGAGUACAGGAAAAAUCAAGAAGAAUGUGUUGAGGGAGUGGGCCAAGGGGAAUAUGGACGCGCAGUAGUGCGCGUUUAAGCGUGGCGGUGUGCUCAUUUGUAUUGAUCGGCCGCGAUUGCUGAUACACAAUUGUAGAAGCAACACUAGUGUGUCGCUGCGUCAUUUUUUACCCCUUACUCCUCGUAUGCAGCAUCUUGU
Didymella exigua CBS 183.55 is the source of this 2210-nucleotide messenger RNA. RefSeq names its product acetyl-CoA synthetase-like protein. The record is from RefSeq and is a predicted model, not a curated record. The transcript has 2 exons. Lineage: Eukaryota; Fungi; Ascomycota; Dothideomycetes; Pleosporales; Didymellaceae. Bases 316 to 2079 code for a protein of 587 amino acids.